AUGGGGGGUUGGACGGCUUUCCUCUUUACCUACCUCUUGGGAGGCUUGACCUUCUUGCCCUUGGUCAUCUUGGUUGCCCUCAUCCACGCCUAUUUGACCCUCCCCUACCGACAUGAUGCCAAUACGACCCGUGACGUUGCCGACGUCGUCGACGACAGCCCGGGCUUCAUCAUCCAGCCCGGCGACGACCUUACGGGCCUCGAGGCGGUGAAAGCUUCGACCAAGGACGACACGCCGACGAGUACGACAACGAAGCGCUCCGCCCAGGAUAAUGACGUCGCCGCCGGCUACUUCGCCGUUUGCAGAGAGUACACUCCCAUGGGCAUCAACGCGAAGCCCAUUGAGCGAGCCACCCCGACUGGCUCUACCACCGUCGCCCCGCCGAGCCAGAGCGUCUAUCAGACCAUGUACAAGAGCAUCUUCGAGCGUAAGCCAAUCCCGGGACCCUUGGAUAACAGAAACGGCCUAAGCCAGCGUCCCAAGAAUGCCGGUAACGUCUUCUACGUCGUUUUGAGGCAUGGCCACCUGAUGCUCUUUGACGACGACGAACAGCUCGAAGUCCGACAUGUGGUCUCGCUCCUACACCACGACAUCAGUAUAUACUCCGGUGGGGAUGUAACGCCUGAAGGCGAGCUGUACAUCAAGAGGAAUGCGUUGUGUCUGUCGCGGAGGACAGACGAGCCCGAAGUCGGCCCGGACAGCCGCUUAUCCAAGCCGUUUUACCUCUUCUCGGAAAACUGCUCGGCCAAGGAGGAUUUCUACUUUGCCAUGCUCCGGAACCAGGAGCAGAACUUCAGCGCCGAGAGGAAAGCCCCCAGGCCGAAGCAGUUUGAGGUUAAAAACAUCAUUGCGCUGGUCCAGAAGCUGCACUCGUCAGAGGAGCAUCUGUCCACGAGAUGGUUAAAUGCCAUGAUUGGUCGAGUGUUUCUAGGGAUCUACAAGACCACGGACCUGGAGCACUUUAUCCGCGAGAAGCUGACCAAAAAGAUUGCCCGUGUGAAGCGGCCGUCUUUCCUUACCAACAUCGCCAUUCGCGGAAUCGACACCGGCGAGUCCGCACCUAUCAUCACGAAUCCACGCCACAAGGACUUGAAUGUGGAAGGCGAAUGCGUCAUGGAGGCCGAUUUUCGGUACACGGGCAACUUUCGCAUUGAAGUGGCUGCUACGGCUCGCAUCGACCUCGGAGCGCGCUUCAAGGUGCGCGAGGUCGAUCUCGUGCUUGCCGUCGUCCUGAAGAAGCUCGAGGGCCACAUGCUGUUCAAGAUCAAACCCCCGCCGAGCAACAGAGUAUGGCUCUCUUUCCAGAGCAUGCCAAAAAUGGAGAUGACGAUCGAGCCGAUUGUUAGCGCUAGACAGAUCACGUACACGAUUAUUUUACGACAAAUCGAAAACAGGAUCAAGGAGGUUAUUGCCGAGACGUUAGUGCAACCGUUUUGGGACGACAUGCCGUUCUUCAACACAGAACACAAGAAGUGGCGGGGCGGCAUUUGGGAGGACGACGAUGCCGUCGUUGGUUCCCGUAGCGCGGAGACCAAUGUUGCAGGAGACGGCGAUGUGGAAGGUGUCGAUCGUCUGGACGAGACGGGAGACUUGCAAAGUGACAUGAGACCAUUCGAGAAGAGCCACAGCAUGCCAAUAAUCGAGAACUCCCAACCCGCCGGCUUAUUCGGCAGGAAGAUUCAGGGCAAGGGACCGAACAGUACCCUCAACGGCUCUUCAACGAGCGUCGACGCCAUGGGCUCCCCGUCGUCAACGGCGUCAGCGACAUCCGUCCCUAAGCCGUUCAGAUCGCCGUCGCUCUCAAGUCCCGCGAAUCCCGUGGUUGGCACUGACGUAGCUCACGCGGACGUAUUCAAACCCUCGUCUUCGCCGCCUGAUCAUGCUUCGAGCAUGAUGGCGGCACUGUCAGCAAGGUCGACGCCGGCGACGGCUGUCUCUGAGGCACCAGCCAGGCCUGCGCCCGUCGCCAAAGCUCCAAGCCAAUCUUCCGCGUCCUCCUCACACGAAGCGACGGAUAACGAGCACGAGGCAGAUCGCACGCCGAUGGCCAAGGGACGACGAAGCACGACCUCGUCGGCCGAGUCUAUGCGCAUACUUGAGUCCACGGACCCGAGCUCGCCAACGUCGUCCUCAAGAGCCUCUGUCAAGAGUGCUACAGGGUCCAUUUCCAAGGGACUUUUUCGACGAGAGAACACGGGGAGCACGAACUCGACCACGCCGACAAACGGCGAGACGAAACGCACCACCCUGUCGGCUGUAGCGAACGCCGCGGUCACGGCCAGGCAAUGGGGCUGGAACGCAAUUCAGAAACACAAGGACGCCAAGAACGGCAACGGGGCGGAACAGAAUGCCCCGCUGGAUCUGAACCAACCGAUGGGGAGAGGCCGACCCUUACCGCCGCCCGGCACGCCGCUCCCACCACCCGAGAGGGGAUCCAAAGUCACGACGAUCCCCGUGCCGAAGCGGAAGCCCAUACCCCCGCCUAACCUGGUCGAACGCCCGCAGUCAAACGCAUCGUCGGAGAGCAGACCUGAGCGCCGGCCUGUGCCACCGCCGCCGUUGCCGUCGCGCCGCCACAUCGACACGCACAAGAACGUAGACGAAGGUGGCGGUGAGAGCUUGCUGGUCGUGGAGGCGCCGCUUGACUCGGAGCCGUCGACGCCGAUGGACGAGAACAUGCCCCCGCCGACGUAUGUCCAGCCGUGGGCCGAGGACGCGUCUGAUAACGAGGAAAUUGCGGAAGCGUUGCAGACGCGAAACCACAGAGAAGAUGAGAAGGGAGUGGAGAGGAACAGGAUGCCCCCGCCCCUCCCGCGCCGCCGUGGGAAGCAUGAAGAGGAGCGGCCUGUUGAGGCCGUCCCUACGAACAUGGUGAAUGACGAUGAUGAUUACUCUGCGUGGAUCGACGAUGCGCAGGACGAUUUGGUUGGCGGCGGGAGGGGCAGCGUGGAGGUGAAGUGA
Molecule: messenger RNA, 2961 nt
Organism: Colletotrichum higginsianum IMI 349063
Lineage: Eukaryota; Fungi; Ascomycota; Sordariomycetes; Glomerellales; Glomerellaceae
Product: ph domain-containing protein
Exons: 2
Coding region: 1-2961 (986 amino acids)
Biological process (GO): phospholipid transport
Cellular component (GO): ERMES complex; endoplasmic reticulum
Molecular function (GO): lipid binding
Source: RefSeq, a predicted model, not a curated record